CGCUGGGCAAUCGCGGUACCGUAGCUGCCACAGAAACCGGGUAACUCGACAAGACCGCGCCUCGCCUCUCUAUGAGUUCCUGAGCAGGAAGAGCCGGCAGAUCGAGAGAGGAGGACGGAUGACCCCGUUGAUGUAAUUUCUCUCGUUGAGUCUCAAUGAAACUUGUCUGAUUCUCCUUGGCAACUCUGGAUACAUUCGCUUUCCGGCGUGCAGAUUUCUUCCGUAGUGACACUCGCGCUUCCCGCACAAGAGAGUCCGAAGGCUUCUGCUAACACACAAUUCUCCUUUUAAGCGCAACUCACUUGCCAUCGUCCGGGAGCUGUCACUGAAUUCACCUCCCCCUUUUUCUGAUGAAGACACGCUAGAAUGCCGGGAGGCUCGUCAGCUCCGUCACCGGCACCUCGCGCAGGCCUGCUGUACCGUCCAAACCCUGCUUGCAAGUUCCUUGAGGCCUUGAAGAGGAACACAGACGAAGUUGACAAGAAAGAAGCCAUUGACUCGGUUCCCUUGUUUCCUCUUCCAUCCGCGACGUCGACGGUGUACACUGACACGGUGGUGACGAUUCAUUCGCUUGGAACUUCGGCGGCGCGUCUCGAAGUGUGGAACCCCAAAGAACCUCUUUACCCGAUACUUCUUCUGUGGGUCUCUCUGGCUACCAAGUCGGGAGUUCCUCGGAAUCGCUACGUUGUCCGGGUGUCUUCGCGCCUUCUCCGUCCCCACUCGACACGGGUCCUCGUAGGUGCAGCACUUGCCACGGCGGCUGUCCACCCACUUUUUGCAGCGCAUAACUUCCUCGUCGUUCGCCUUCCUUCAGAGAGCACCUCUGGGUCUGGAAAAAACGCAGACUACCAGACUUACUUGCUCGAGAAGGAACAGCCUUCCUCAACGCCUGCGACGCCUCCAGGCAUUCGCGCCCCUCGCCCCGCGGCCUCGGCACACGCGUCUCUGACCCUACCAGCCGAAAACGCUCCCGGCGCCAGCAGGUCCUUUUCCGGCUUCCGUGUCGAAUCGAAAGACGCUGGCGGCGCCGCCAGCCGCAUAACUCCUCGUUUCCCUUCAGCACGGUCCGCAGCUUCUUUCCAGAUCCCCGAGUCACCGGCGGCGUCUCUCUCCUCUGUUCCUCUUAUAGUCCCGCCUGCGUCUAUGUUCGACAGACAGAGGGGCCAGAGCAGUGGAGAAGAACGCCACAGUUCUCGUCUGGAAAGAAGCGUCUUGGAACACAUCGACGAGAUCGCGCGGUGCUCAGCCGGUUGGAACGCUGGGGGCGUCGGUGCCGCUACAUUCGAAAUCGCAGACUUCUUGCAGGGGCGCGGACCCUGGGAGGCGAGAACGCGACCGUCUCUGAGCCUUAACGGCGUCCUACGGAACGGCGGGCCACCCUCUGUUGACGCGGCGCCCUUAGACUUUGACGAGUCGAGACGGACCACUGCAGACCUUCAUGGACACCUCCAGGCUAUUGAGGACAUCCUCGAGGAAGAACGCGCGGCCCAAAACGCCGAGCGCAAGAGCGGCCGUAAGCGUCGCGAACGAGACAAGAAGGCGGAGAUCCCAGGGGAGAAGAAGGACAGCAAAGACGCGGAGGAGGCGGUGAAGCGUGCUUCCGACCCGGCAACUCCACUUUCCGAGAUGGUGCCCGGUUCUUCUACGCCAGAAGCAGGGUGGGAUGUCCCGGGGACCCCGUCGUUCCCGGACGCAGGCCGUUCACAUUUUCUGUCGACUCCAACGUCCCCCUAUGGGCGGAACUACUCAGCGCGAUGGAAUCGACAUCUCGAACCAAGUCCCCAAACAUCUGCGCGAUCGCUGGGAAGCCGGGCAGACUCUGAGAGCUUCGAGCGCGGCUGCCAAGGAGUGGGUCGAGGGCGCUCUACCGUGCACUGGCGAGAAACAGAAGCCCCGUUCCGGGAAGGGGGUUCAGGUCCCGUCGGCUCCGUCUCGCGAAUGUACACCGGGCGCCGGUCGCGGUCUUCCUGGCUGCCGUCGCGGUCUUUCGGGGGCUCGUUCGACGUCUCGCGGAGCGCCUCAGACUUGGCUUUCGGUCGCGAACGGAGUUUCCGCACCAUGAGCUACGACUACUCUUCGACAGACGAGGGAGAGCGGGACGGCGGGGCUCCAGGUGACUCCAAAGACCCUUGGGCCGCCUUCGAGCACGCUCGGCGUCGCUGGCUGAGACGCCAGCCGCACGAAGAGGGCGAUGCCCCCAACCGAGUUUUUCUCCCUUCACCGGUGUUGCUGAAUUACCUGCAGCGCAUGCACCAAAAGGAACAGCGUCUCCAACAGCGGAUCGAUGCGCUGAAUCGCGUGACCCCCCCCGAGGAGAGAAAACUCGCCUUCGACACGCUCUUCGGCCAAUGGAUGAAGGCCACAAAGCCACCCGUAGGCGCCGCCAUUGACGACCUCGUCGACCAGCUUCUCUACACGAUCCCCGCAGGAACUUUCCUCGCAGGAAGAGCCAGCAAGGCCCGACGUCUGCGCCCAGGCACACGCUGCUGGACGAUGGCUGGAGACGAGGAAGCCGGCGUCCGGAGCCGCCUCCAGUUCUACGAAGACCUUGCAGAAAAGCUGGAGGCCAAGCAGCGGCGCGACCGCGAGGCUGAGAAGGCGAAAGCCCUGAAAAAAAGCAAAAGAACCCAACAGGUAGACACGGAAGCGCUCUCCUUGCGCGCGAUGCGGAGGCAGCGCGCCGCUGGCGACACGCAGAGGGCCGAGAGUGACCUGAACUCGAAAAACCGGUUCACAAGGAAGAGGUCCACUUCCUUCUCGCUGGAUCCAACUGACGCGGUUUCACGGUCCACCCCAGCUUAUCAUGGCGGGUCUCUGUACCGCUCCGAGGUAUCGCCGCGCUUCACGGUUUCUCCGACCCACGGGAGAGCCUUGGAGGAUGCAGUAGAGGGAAGACUGCUUUCUCCGCAUCGCCUUGAAGUUUCUGUGGGAGGACAAGACGGGGAGUGGCGCCUGGUUCGCGACCUCUUUAGAUCUGAACCUGCAGGCGUUGCCUCGAAGCCUCGUAGAAGAAAGGCGAGCCGCUAUCCGACGGCUCUCUGGACUUGCAGGCCCCAGGAGGGACGGGCGGAAGCGGCGACACCUGGGAGCGGCAGUGCAGAUUUGUGUGCACUCGAACGGGAUGAUAUGGGAGAAGCGUCGGACGUUUCCUCUGAAGACGUCGUGAGAGGCUGCUCUGGAUCUAUGUGUGUCACGAGGAUACCUAGGGAGAAGCGGCUUCGUGACAUCCGAGAGGGACAGAGCCGAACGCGUGAGUCCUCAGGUAACGCUGGGGACUCCUGUGGGGUGGGAGAAGACGCGGGCGAGAGCGACGGAUUGCAGGGAGAAACAAAUGUCCGGAAAAGCAGGGCGAGGGCCGUUGAUGGAGAGAACAAGGUUGAAACGGUGUCUGUAUUGUCAAAGAAGGGGGAAUCUGCAGCCAGUCAGUUAGAUGCAGAAAGUCCCGUCACACUGAGUGCCGACCCUAUAACAAGGGAAACAGUGGAAACCGAGACGCGCGGGCGCCAGAGAGGCGGCCGCCGGGGCGAAAGGAAGGAGCUGAAGAGCGCAGUCGAUAAAUUGGGAGACAAGGAACUCCACACAUCCGCCUCGCGUUCAUUUGUCGAAUGCUCCACCUCUGCAAGUGCCUCUGCCGCUUCUUUCAACGCCACCUCGCCCCAGAGACAGCCGCGAUCAGCUCGUUCCAGCAGUCUCACUUCUUCGACAGGGACUAGACGGAAGAUCCGAGAGCGGCCCUCUUCUUCGGGUGCCAAGCCGGUCUCUGCUUCUUCAUCCUCUUCUUCUUCUUUGUAUUCAUCCUCUUCUUCGGAGACAGCAUCUUCGGUGUGGGGUCGGCCUGGAGUUCUUGACUCUUCGUCAAGAAGCAUGCGACGCCGUGUAGCCAAGCACGCGGGUCUCGCGUCUCUCUCGAGUCUGCCUUCUCCCUCUUCUUCUCGCUCUCUCGGCUCCCUGAGCUUGUCGGAUUCGAGCGUCUCCGCUUCUCCCCUGUCGGUGUCUUCGCUGUUGUCUUUUUUGCCUGAGGUCCCGCCGCCUGCGCCGAGGCACCGCUCUGGCAACACCUCGCCGUCGCUGUCCAGACAAGACCAGCGCGACGUAGAAGAGACAGACGAAACUUGGAAGGACAGUUCAUCUCUUUCCUCCUUGGCGGUGCAUGCGCCACACCAUUUUGAGAAUACCGUAGGGACAGAGAGGUCGCUUCCCUCGUUUCCUGCUGGGAGCAGCUUCUCGUCGCAAACGCGACGCAGAGCGAACGCGGGACUCGCGAGCUGCUCUGCCUCUUCGCGACGGGGCUUCCGCCUUUUCCACUCGUCCUCGAUUCAUCUUCAAUCGCCUCCGUCCCCCGAUGCGUCUUCUUUCCGAAGACAAACGCGUGAGACCUCUUCUCCAGCCUCUCUAUCUCCCUCAGAGUCUCACAGUCUCUCGCCUCUUCACGGGAGUAACUUGAGCUGUCCCCACAGCUCCACGAGGUCUUCCUCUCUUCACUCUUCUCCUCCGUCUUCUUCUUUCGGUCGUCGCUCUUGUUCGUCUCACAGUUUUCCGUCUCGAUUGACUUCCUCGUCUCCGGAUUCUCCUGGCUAUGCCAUCGAGUCUGUGCAUUCUUGUUCUCCUCUGGCUACAAGCCGGGAUGUCUCUUCUCCUUUCGGGUCCAGGAUUCAUUCUCGCUCCUGUUCGUCUUCUACUCCGAGGCUCUCUUCCCCUGUCUCUCCAGCCUCUGUCUCGCGCUCCCCAGGCAGCAGGCGGCGUACUGUCUCACACGCUUCCUCUGACGUCGACGAGGACGAAUCAGAAGCCGGAGCAGACGAACGUUGGCGAGACCUCGCUUCCGUUCUCUCCUUGCUUGCAUCUGGUUUGUCGAGUCUCUCAAACGAGUCGCGCCGAAAGCCGAAAGAGGCGAACACGCGAGAAUACUCUCCAGAUUCUUGGCAGGAGACACCGCCGUCGACGACGCGAGAAACAGUUUCGAUGGCUUCUGAUACAUCCAGGGAAGACACAGCAAAUGCCAGUGAAGCUUCCGGUCUGGAUGUUUCAAAUGCAACGGCAGUUACUGGCAAGCCCAGGUCGUCUCGAGCAGGCGCCUGUCGCCAUUGGCACUCGGAGGCGUCGACUCCGAUGUCUUCUCGUAAUUCGUCUGUAUGCAGUCUGCGUCGAAAGGGAAGAUAUCCCCAGCUGUCGAGCCCAAGACAAGGCUGCUUACAGAGUUCUUCUCCCUCUCCAUGCGACUCUCCUCACGUCUCUCUUGGAGAUUCGACGCUUGCGAACGACGCCAGUGGGGGGUCGUUGAAGGCGCUUCACAGAUAUGUUCGAAAAACAUACAAGAACGACUCUCUGGUUUACUCGGCGCCUCCCUCGAGCCGCGGAUCUGAGAAGAGCGGUGUCGCAAUGGAGCCCACACCCGAAUCUGCACCGAAAGGGAGUGGCGGCAUGCGGUCUGGGUCGAUUCUCAGCCUUCGAGCGGGGUCGUCGACUGCGAAGCUCGAGCCGGCGCAGGUAUCUCCUGAGUGCAAAGUGGGAACACUUGACGAAUGUGGACAGGGAGACAGACCGGCUUCGAAGGCCUCGAAAAAACCAACGCGAAAAAGCGCGGUUCCCAAGACGCCGCUUCCGAAGAACAAGGCGAAGACGAAGCUGCCUGCGCCGCCCUUGAAGGAGCGGAUGCGGUCGCUGGGUUGUCGCGCGUUGUCAAGGCUUCACAGCAGAUCGGACGCGAAGGCCUCGAGCCACGAGGCGCAGACCGGCCGAGACGGAGACGCGGAGACGGCCGAGCCUUCAUUGGAGUCUAAGGGAACAGGUGCGCCCCGAGGGGCUCCAUGCGGAGACAGCAAAGACAGAAAGGAGGAAGGGAAGGGAGAGGCGACAGGCCCUGGGGCGGAGCACGUGGAGGCGCAGAGCGAGGCUGCGAAGCCUUGGGAGGACGAUGAAGUACGUAAGGCAGAGGAAGAAGCUGAGAAGGGGAAGCGAGAAGCCGACGCGGCUUUCGAGGCCCUGUUGCGCUGGACAGACGUGUAUCAGAAGCAGUUAGAGACCAAGGAGGCGAAGAAGCCUCUCAGCGCGCGACAGAGCUCGAGAAACAGCUCUCGGGCGUCGGAAAGCGCCUCGCUUCCGACUUUCUCAGCGGCGGUUCCGCGCAUCGCUUCGCCUGGGGGAGCAUCCGGGGAACGACGAAAAGAAGGGAGAGAAGGUGGGGAUUCACAGAGGGAGAAACAGCGGGACAGUCCGCGCGGGAGCAACCGGGGCCGUCUCCUCUCGUCAUUGCCUCUGGGGCCUGGAGUUCCCGAGUUCGACCACCCCCUGAGGAAGAAGCGCGGCGAGACGAAGGCCCCGAGCCCCGCGAAGCUUUUGCCGACGCACCCGCCGAAGCCGCGGCCGAAACCGGGCGCCCAAGAGCCGGUCUCCAAGGAUCCUUUGGCGGCGUGUCUCUCUGGCAUCAAAGAGUUCCUCGCCAUGACAGCGAAGUUCCCCCAACAGACGAAGGCCCUCUUCAAAGGUGCCGAAGGUGAGAAGAAAAGACGAGAUCUGGAGAAGCAGACGACAAUGCUCGUCGGGGCGAUUCGCGCCGCAGCAGACCAAGGUGGCAUUGUCUACGCGAAGAAACUGAGGGAGCUGAUGGAGGCUGCGCAGGAUGUCGCUCGAGCCCUCGAAAUGCAUGCAGCCACUGCUGAAGAAGGUUUGAGGGACUCGCGAGCAGCGCAGGGAGGCGCGAGACAGGAGCGACACAGCGACAAAGGCUCCGCGAACAGCGGCGGAUACGACGGUGCGGCCAACAAGGGGAAGACCGAGCGCGGGAAACAGAGAACGCGGACGAUCAGACAGAAACAAACGCCGGCAGCGAAACGACAAGAACUCACCGAUUACUGCGAGCACCAAACUCUGAACAUGACCAUCGACCAGCUCGCUGACAGGGCCAACCGGGCCCUCUACCGCAGCGUGUCAGUGAUUCUAACGGAGUCGCUUCGGGCAACAAGACGCGCAUGCUUUGUCAUGGACGGCGGCCUCCGCGUUUGGGAGAAGCUGCCAGCUCUCCCCGCCAGCAUUCCUGUUCGGCCUCCAGAAGAAGUUGAAGAUACCGUGACCUCGGCUGUCGUUCAGUUCAACGUUCUGCGUAAGCGCGUGCAGAAGGAAGCGAAAGCGUUUGAGGAAGGCUUCAGCGACGCCUCGACAGAGCCAACGACGGGGAGAGGGCGAGAGAACGAGAGUCCCUACCGUCGUAAUGUGAUGCUGAGGCACAUUGCUGAGAAGCUCAAAGAUCCUUCCGAAGCAGAGAGACGCCGGGCGUACCGAACGCUCGAGAAGAUGCUGCGACAUUGUUUAAGUGAAACGCACUUUGUCUCCGGAAACGCGGACGACGACCUGCUAGGCCCUUCCGAGUUCGAGAGACAAGUGGCCAUGUACCGCGCGAUAGAGCGCAACUCCAUUCUUCAGCAACUGCGGGAGAUCUGCCUGUCGGGGAAAAUCAAAGCUGAAGCUUGGGCAGACUCAGACGCAAGUUCCGAGGACGGAGAGACACGCUCCGCGAGCCACCGAUCUCGCGGAGUCCGCAGCGAAGUGGGACGAACGAAGGCAGGCACAGUGAAGGGCGGCUACGACGGUGCUGCUGGCUCUGCGAGGGGGCCCUCGACCCUGAGAGAGCCGCACUCGCUGCCUGUUCCCAGUGGCCGCGGUUCUUUCAGUUCAUUUUCCAAGUUGGCGAACAGUGGACGGAGAGGUGUAUGCGACACGGCAGCCUUUCAGGGAAACAUCGGCAAAGCGUCACAUCGAUCGGGGGCUGCGCGACCGACUGAAGCUGCGCGACCGGCGCAAGCCCCGUUCCACCCGCCUCUCGAAGAACUUUUGAAGCAGCCAGUCGUCCCCAACAACUCCAACGUUUAUCAAAUCGUCGCGCAUGCGGCUGAAGACCUGGGUCCGUCUGCGUCGGCGCCGAGGUCUCCACGCCAUGCAGAUCUCGCACCGACUUCGCUCUCGACGCCCCCCGGAGCCGCGUCUGCUCGGAAGAGUGGCGUGAGCGGAGAUACGUCUUCCCUGGUCAAACCUCCUGCGCCGCCUGAGGAGCUGUACGCAGACCUCGAGCCUGUCUCGGCGCCCUUGAAGAGCGGCAGACCCGUUCCCCAGGAGCGUUUCCCAGAGGCGACCGGAAGGGAGAGAGAUACUUCUGAAAGGCGGUCGAUGUCGGCGGGAGUUCCGCUCCCGGGUGAAAGCCCCCGCGGCGGGGACAGAGCCUCUGGACCCCGGUGGUCGGGGGACGAAGAACCUUCAGGACGCCGGUCUCCAGUGCGACUCCCGACCGGCAGCGACGGGUCUGUAGUUCGGGGAUUUUCCGAGCAUCGGCUGCCUACCCAGUUGCGGCUGGACCUUCUUGAGGAAGAAGAGCGAGUGACGAGGGAGCAGAUCCAGCGCAUGCGGGCGGCAGCGGCGGCGAAAGACUUCUACUUGAAUAGAUACCCGUCAGGGCUCCCCGCCGCCUUCACGCACGCGCGAAACGUCCUCACGGAUCCCAACAAAGUCCAGAACACAAUCAGAGGCCGAAGAACCUCCGGAGUCUGGUUCCAGUACACCGACGAAAAGCGACAAGGUUUCAAUCACGCGAGAGAGGACGCCUCUAAAGCACUCGAGUUCCUUCUUCUUAACGUCCCUGGCAAGCAGCAUGGUGCGUCUCGACAAGGAAGUCGCUUGCGCCGUACUACGUCACGGCUGCGAUCUCGGACAUCACGGAGCGUGGGUCUCGGACGACCAGAACGAGAUGGAGCGAGCAGACUGGACAGCAGGGCGCCUGGUGCUAAAUAUGGUCCUCAGCGCGGGCCGACGGUGGUCGAUGAACGGCGAAUUAGCAACCUGAAAAUGGUGGAUCCACUGGAGUUCAAACCGCCGCCGAGGAAGAAGCAGCUCGCCGACACAGACUGGGCAAAGUACGGCCGUCCCGCGCCUCGAAUUGGUCGCGAGCACAGGGAACAGCUGAGGCCGCAGGUGACAGCUGACCGUGACCUGGAUGCCUUCGACUGGGCUCUGGACAAGAUUUACCACAUCGUCGUGGGCGGACAUCCGGACGACGAACACAAGAAAGCAAAUCCCGAGGGAGAGGGCAAGGAGGCAACGCCGGAAGGUCAAGGUGAAAACGCUCACGCGGAAGGCGGGCCAGACGGUACGCCGGCGAUCGCAGUAACAGCGGCGUCGCCCGUGAGUCCACGGUCGCCUCGGUUCGCGAAAACCCCCCGUGCAGUUCAGGACCAUAAAGUUCUUGCAGCAGCCACUGAAACGCCUUUCGGGAAGCUGGGCAGACCAGAAGUCCCACGGCGAACCCGCAAAGACGCAAAUUCAGAUUACCUCACCACACGCCAAGCCACGCUGAAGCUUCUGGCCACGAAGCCCCUAGAUCUUUCCAAGGUUCAGAAUCGCCACAAAGGGGCACCUGUCCCCAACUUGACCCCGGACGAACUGAGAGAACUGGAGCUUGAGAGCGACCUUGACGACUUUUCGUAUCGCUCGGGGCGGCGCAAAAGCAGUGGAGCAGGGGCCAGAUUGCUCGUACCGUCCGGAAGCAAACCAAGUGGCUUGCCGUCGCCGAGAUCAGAACUUUCAAUGAUUCAGGACCUCCAAGAAGGUAUAGAGAGAGGCGAGGAGGCGUUCUCUAUCAUUGGGCGGGCGGCCGAUCCGCGGGUUCUGGCAAAGGCUAAGAGAGAAGGCAGACACAUUGACGAAGACACAGCGAUUCGGCGCAUUCAGUCGAUGUGGAGACGACGUCGGGCGAAGUUACGAAAAAAAGGAUCGAAUCGGAAGUCGGUUACCUAUAACAUCGACCCAAGCCAGAACUCAACUCGGGACGAAAUACGUGAAAGGGUGUCGUCAAAACUACAGGCUCUCAGCAAAGCAGCAGAGAGAGCGCAUGUACGCAUCGCGGAAGGUCCACAUAGCCUCCAUGAUUGGCGUGGUGAAACGGGCAGCAACGGAGGUGGGCGGUUUACUCAGCUUCAUGAGAUUCCCGGCUAUUCUGGAGUUAGGGGGAACUUCGACGGCCUAUGGCGCAUAUGGUUGGAGCAAAAAGAACAAGAUCGUAAAGCUGCAGCAUGGCUGACAGACUCUGCAGCUGAAGGAGAGGCAGACAGUUACGGGCUCCCACCUCCGGUUUUCUCGCAACAAGAGAUGCUUAGUCCUUCUUUCGGCCGUUCUGAUCCACCAUAUCACCCAGCCCUUCCCGGCUUACAGUCGGAGGUUCCAAUGACAGACUACCACGGGGUGCCGACAUACCAUGUUUCAUUAAGAACUAACACAACUGUCUGCGGUACAGGAGAAAGAUAUCCUCCUGGUGGUAGUGGAUACGACAGCUCCGCACUCAGUUACGAUGUUGUGCGGGUUCCUGAUAGUAACCAGUUUGACGUCGCGGGCGGCGUGACGUAUCCAAACUUAGGCAACCCGAUGGACGAGUUAAGCGCAAAUCAUUUACAAGCGACAGUAGAUGCGCGAAGCAACCCGCUUUCGUUCCCACAUUAUGGCCAGGCUGCCAAACAGUGUGACGUUAAUAAUUAUGCCAUGCAAGGACCGUUUCAUGUAUCUGAAGUAAACAGGCCUUUCGAGAUGUUCUGGGAACGAAUGAAAGCAAAUGAUAUGUUCAGCAAGCGGGCUUAGCAGCGGAUAUGAGUCUGCUUGGGAAGGCCUGUUAUUUGGGCGAGGGUAAUGAUCCGGGGCAGCCUUCGGGCGACGUUCGUUUUUGCUGGCCAGCUGUCGUGCAAACAGUAGUUCCACGCUGCGGGGGACAAUGUGGAAAGCGAGCUGAGUCGUUCACUGUGUUCACCAGUAUAUAUGUUUUUUUUGACUUGUAAGCUGAGUUUGAUAGGUGCUAUGUCGGCGGACAGAAGUGUACACCCACAGUGUGGAGGGUCGACUUCAGUGAAACUGGCGGUUACCGUCAAAAGUCCAUAUGUGCAAAGGCAAUCAGUGUAUGAGUCAGAUUUUAUUGUGUUUCCCAUACGUCGAAAUUGAAAGACUGGAGAAAGGGAUCCGAAGCCACUUAUAUUCAAAAGAUAAACGUGAUAUUACGCACGUCAGAGUUUUUCUCGUGAUAACGAUGGACUGCGGUGAAGCGUGAAAGGCGAAAAAUACCAGGCUUAGC
Molecule: messenger RNA, 11098 nt
Organism: Toxoplasma gondii ME49
Lineage: Eukaryota; Apicomplexa; Conoidasida; Eucoccidiorida; Sarcocystidae
Exons: 13
Coding region: 367-10614 (3415 amino acids)
Source: RefSeq, a predicted model, not a curated record